AGCUUAAACCUGUUUGAACCGGAAGUUCAUAAUGCUGAGUUGUUGACUUAUUUUGUAAUAAUUAUAUUGAGCAAUUUCUGCAAAUUUAGUGACGAAAGUAUUUAGAACAGUUUCAACAUUUCCACAAAAUGUCGUACAAUUACGGACAGCAGUAUCAACAACGGGCACCUGCCCAAGGCGGUACAGAUCCAAAUUUUUUAAUGGGAAUAUUUCAAAGGAUUGAUAAAGAUAGAAGUGGUUCGAUAUCAGCUGUAGAACUUGGACAAGCUUUGUCCAAUGGAACAUGGACUCCAUUUAAUCCUGAAACAGUGAGACUUAUGAUUGGUAUGUUUGAUCGAGAUAAUUCAGGCACUAUCAAUUUCCAGGAAUUUUCAUCACUAUGGAAAUAUGUUACUGAUUGGCAGGGUUGUUUCCGUGGUUACGAUAGAGAUAACUCUGGUUCGAUUGAUAAAAAUGAAUUAAAAACUGCUUUGACAAGUUUUGGUUACAGAUUAUCCGAUCGUUUUUACGAUAUAUUGGUGAAGAAAUUUGAUCGAUUAGGACGGGGAACAGUAGCUUUUGAUGAUUUUAUUCAAUGUUGUAUUGUUUUACAGACGUUAUCGCAGUCGUUCCAAGCGUACGAUACUGACCGAGAUGGCUGGAUCCAGAUAGGAUACGAACAAUUCUUAACCCUCGUAUUCAGCAUCAAAUCUUAAAACUAAAUAAUCAACAAGUUUAUUGUUGCAUCAUGUUAUAAACAAACGCUCAAUUUAAAUUGGACAACUGCUAUCUUUUCACCCAAUCUGAUUAAAACACAGAUCCUAUUUCGUUUCGUUUUUAUAGUUCAAACUUUCGUUUUACUUGUCUUUACUACACUUGGAUCUGGAAGAGUUGUUAUCAUUGACGUGUUCUGAAUGAUGUGAGGGAUUAGCCAAUGAAACGGUGUGUUACGGCAAGCUUUAGACAUUUUUUGCAUGGAACUGUGGGUAAUCCACUAGUAACAUCAAUACUGAUUAGUUAAUCAAAUGUCUGACGUCAUAGGGUCAAAAACUGCUCAUAUGAACUCUAGCGCAACCUAUCGCUACAACCGGUAAGAUCUUCAUGUAGUGCAGACCGUCUUAAGUAUAAAAAAACGAAAUGAAAUAUAGAUGUGUAUUUUAAUCAGAUAUCUUUUGACCUCUACUUUGUGUUGUAUUACUUUUUAUGUACUUUUGAUAUUAAUAGCAAUCAAUGUUGGUCUUUUAACUUUGUGAUGGUCAUGUAUUUCAAAUAUUUAUUUAAAAGCAAAAAUACAGAUAUCUUCUUGACAAAAUAAUAGGCACCAUUAGAAUUGACUGACACUAUCAUUUGCAGGUGUUUUUUUUUUAGAUUAGAUGAAUGUAGAUAUUGUUACCCCAUUUACACAGAAUGACAAUAAAAAAUCCUGUUUUCACAGAUUGACCAUAAUACCGCCCAAUGUUCACAGAUUGACCAUAAUAUGCCCAAUGUUCACAGAUUGACAGUAAUAUGCCCCAUUUUCACAGAUUGACAUCAAUACACCCAAUGUUCACAGAUUGACAGUAAUAUGCCCCAUUUUCACAGAUUGACAGCAAUACACCCAAUGUUCACAGAUUGACAGUAAUAUGCCCCAUUUUCACAGAUUGACAGCAAUACACCUAAUGUUCACCAAUUGACAAUAAUACCGCCUAAUGUUCGCAGGUUGACAAUAUUGUUACAAAUAUUUAUUUCUAUCUGUUGUACUACCAGUUCUCCAUAGUUUAAUUUACUCAUCAUUAACUACAAAAUAGUUUGUCUCUUUACUUAUAAAGAAAGGUUUUGAGUAAUUAACAGACUAAAUAAUUACCCAACAUCACUCAAGGGUGUAAUUAACAGACUAAAUAAUUACCCAACAUCACUCAAGGGAGUAAUUAACAGACUAAAUAAUUACCCAACAUCACUCAAGGGAGUAAUUAACAGACUAAAUAAUUAACCAACAUCACUCAAUGGAAAGCAAACAAUUGGAAACCCAACACUCAUUAUCUAAUCUAGACAGAUCAUUUUAAACUACAAGACAGUAGGAACCCAAUAGUUUUCGAUGAUUCUCAAGUCUAGUACCUACAUGGUAAUAAGUCUAGUACCUACAUGGUAAUAAGUCUAGUACCUACAUGGUAAUAAGUCUAGUACCUACAUGGUAAUAAGUCUAGUACCUACAUGGUAAUUUUAACUUACAGUCAUUGGUUAGACACAUGGAGUUCUACUUCUUGAACAUCAUACAUGUAUAACAACACAGUUAUAUGAUAGCAAUGACUAUAUUAUUAUACAUGUAUAUGAUUGAUAACACCUCCUCUCUUUUCUCCUGGGGGGGUUGGAUGGCUGAAUGGUUAGCGUGCGCGCGCUGUAUCAUAAAGUCUGUCAUUGAGUCGACUGGCGUGGUUUCGAAUCCCCGGUUGUACGUGGCAAGGAGUAGGGUCGCCUGUCCAACCUCGUGGGUUUUCUCCGGGUCCUCCGGUUUCCUCCCACUGCUAAAGACCCCUACGCGCAAGCGAAUUAUGUAAAUAAAAUUAAACCAUAUGUUAGUCCCGAAAUGACCUAGUUUGUGUCGAGUGGACGUUAAACCCCAUUUCUCUCUCUCUCUUUUCUCCUGUCUCACUAGUUUUCUCCCACUGAAAUAUUAUCAAACCAUAUGUUAGUCCCAAAAUAACCUAGUUUAUGUUGAGUGGAUGUUAAACCCCAUUCUCUCUCUGUCCUGGUAGUGACCAGUGAAAUCUUGUAGAAACAUCGUGGAAUAUAAAAUAGUGAUUGUUAUCCAUAAAACUAUGUUGUGUAUACAGGUCUGCUCUUAAUCUCCAUCCUCGUGGGUUUUCUGCGGCUCCUCCGGUUUCCUAACACUGCUAAAGACCCCUACGCGCAAGCAAAUUAUUGAAAUAAAAUUAAAAACCAUAUGUUAGUCCCGAAAUGACCUGGUUUGUGUUGAGUGGACAUUAAACCCUUUCUAUCUCUCUCUCUAUCUCUCUCUCUCUCUCUCUCUCUGUUUUUAAUCAAAGAUUGUAGUUGUAGGGUUUCCAGCUUCUUGUCCGCUUUGUCUAAUAUAUAAUAUAUUACAACUGUACUUAAAGAUAUAAGACAAGUAUUAAUAUAUAUAAUUAAUUUACAUUAAAUAAAUGGUGGAUAUCAUUGUCAUAAUUAUAUAGAUUUAAAUCAAUUCUAAUUAUUGUGUUUUAUGGUAAAUGAACUUAUCGUUGAUUUGAUAUAGCUACAUGUAUGUGUAUAUCUCAUGGUCAUCAUUAUAAACAGAGAUAAAUGGGGUUUAAAGUUCACUUAAUACUAGGUCAUUUUGGUACAUUUUAAGACAGGGUUGGGUGACCGAAUGGUCUAUGGUCUGUCAUUGAGUCAAGAGACAUGAUUUUGUUUCCGAGCUUGUACGUGACAAGGAGUAGGGUUGCUUAUCCAACCUCGUGGGUUAUCUCUGGGUGCUCCAGUUUACUCCCACUGCUAAAGACCCAAAUGCACUAGAGAAUUAUUGGAAUAAAAUUGAACCAUAUGUUAGUCUUGAAAUGACCUAGUUUGUGUAAAGUGGACGUUAAAUCCCAUUUCAAUCUCUAGAUGUUUUGAGACGUCUUGUCCAUCUGAGUUUGUAUAAGUAUGAAUACAUGUAUGUUAUUAUAAAUAAAAAACGUAGAAUAUAUAAUUAUUACAUUUGUGAUUGUCUAAAUGAAAUAUUGUACAACUUGUAGUUUUGUUCCGUGCUAGGUUUUUGUUUUAUAAUACAGUCACAAGCGAGUUAAGUGUUAGCUUGUUGUUUUAUAGCAUGAUUUGAUAAUACAGUCACAAGCAGUUAAGUGUUAGCUUGUUGUUUUAUAGCAUGAUUUGAUAAUACAGUCACAAGCGAGUUAAGUGUUAGCUUGUUGUUUUAUAGCAUGAUUUGAUAAUACAGUCACAAGCGAUUUAAGUGUUAGCUUGUUGUUUGAUAGCAUGAUUUGAUAAUACAGUCACAAGCGAGUUAAAUACUUAAGAUCAGAUAGUGACGCAUUGUUUUGAUGAGGGGGGGGCUCUAUUGGUCAGGAUGUUUUUUUUUUUAGGGGCUGGGGUUUAUUUCCCCCUCCUUUUUUUGUGGAUUUUGUCAAUUCGUCCUUUUGAAUGUUAUUUUAAGAAUGAUUUAUAUAUUAAACGUAAAUACUUGAAACUUUUAAUAAAAUAUCAGCAAUUUACCAAAUGUUUUUAUCAAGGGAGAUGCCAUGAAUCCCUUUGCAUCAUGUGUUUAAGGGUUUUGUUCCCCCAAAUGAGCGUACAGGUUGUAUCAUAAGAUCUGUCAUUCAGUCAACUGGCCUGGUUUUGAUUUCCUGGUUGUACCUGACAAGGAGUAUUGUCGCCUGUACCACCACCGCCCCCCCCAGUCAAACAUUUCCCCGUACGCCUAUGGCCUGUACAACCUCGUGUGUUUUCUCCGGGUCCUCUGGUUUUCUCCCACUGCUAAAGACCCUGCCACACAAUGGAAUUAUUGAAAUAAAAUUGAACCAUAUGUUAGUCCCGAAAUGACCUAGUUUGUGUCAAGUAGACCUUAAACCCCUUUUCUCUCUCGCUCCUAUAUAAAUUUCCCCAUUGACACAGCCCAAAGUUAUAAAUAUGGAAUAAAAGUCCAUGUGGACUCUGUCUGACCAUAUUGGGUUUUUGUGCCUAUCACCGACCCCUCCAAGGAUAUUGUUCCUCAUGUAUGAAAAAUUGUGAAUUUGCUUGAACAUUUUGAUUAAAGAUACCAUAUGGGAGAUUAGAUAAAGUGAAAAAGAAGAUAAUGUAAAAGAAAUUUGCUGAAAAUUUCAUUCAAUUUGAUCCACUCUGAACCGAGUAUUUAAGAUUGAAUUUUGGGCCUAGCCUCGAUCAUCAUUACUAAAAUUAGUUCGAUAAACAGCAUAGUCUCAAUUAUCUAUUUAAUCGUUAAAUCGUGAAGGAAAGUUAUGCAGUAAAUCGGCUCAUAAUGCACUAAAGAUCGCAGGCUAGCGAUGCCAUCUAGAGUUGAUUAUGGUCUGGAUAAGUAAAUUAAGGUCUAAUUAAUAACUUAGAUAACAUUUCCGACCUAAAGAAAGGUCUGCAAUUGGCAGAUUUAGCUCUUACAUAAUGUAUGUUUAAAAUAGUGGAGAAUUUAACUAGUGUGUCCACUCAUUCCACCGAAUGAAUUCGGCUGCAAUUUGGCGCCGAUUGAUUCGGCUAUUGUGUCCACCGAUUUAGUUUGUAAACAAGGCCUUAACCAGAACUGUUUUUUGUCUGAAUAUAAUUGGGAGCCACAUUGGCUCAGUGAGAAUGAUAUUGGCUCGCUAACCUAGAGGUCCCGUGUUCGACCUCUGUGUUGGCCGAGAAAGUUCAUUGGGAUUUUCAGGCGUGGUUCCUUCUUGACAGUGAUGCAGAACAGAUGGCCAGGAAAGGGACAAUGUCUAGAUGUUUGGAUGAGACGAAAAACAGAGCUCUCGUAUUCACUUUAGCGUGCACUUAAAAGUUGGAAUUCGAUAUAAGAGUAGGCCAUAGUGCCGCUGUCCGGGCAAAAUUUCCCUUCAUAGCACACUGUGUGGCGUAUUCCCGUCUUCAUUAGCCCAGGUUAGGAGCAGAACAGCAGGACGUUAAACCCCAUUUCAUUUGUCUGAGGAAAAUUAAAAUAUUAUUCCAACAAACAGUAAGAAUAUGCCGCGAACACAAAUCGAUUUUCUAUCUGGUUUAAAUUACCAUAUAAAUAAAUAUUUAUUUAAAACCUGCAAAUAUUGAUGACAGAGAAUAAUAAAAUCAGAUAUAUUUGUUUCAUAUCUACCCAAUAGUCCAAUAUACCACUUGGGGUCUUUUAAUUCAUUUUAACAUAAAAGUGUAAAUAUGGCCUAUAAAACAUCAAAAUGGAAUAAAUAUUGUUGACAAAAUAAUAAAAGCAGAUAUAUUACAUCC
Messenger RNA from Patella vulgata (common limpet), 5880 nucleotides. RefSeq names its product programmed cell death protein 6. Bases 129 to 695 code for a protein of 188 amino acids. The record is from RefSeq and is a predicted model, not a curated record. The transcript is spliced from 6 exons. Lineage: Eukaryota; Metazoa; Mollusca; Gastropoda; Patellidae. Gene Ontology annotation, molecular function: calcium ion binding.